AUGAAUAGUACAUAUAAUACGUAUAAAAAGGGCAGAGUUAAAGGUUCCUUUGAGGUAGAAGACGAGAACAGAUCAGGUUUGGUACCAUCUAAACAAGAAGAAAAUAAAGGUGGAAACGUAGAAUUUGAACAUGAAAACAGUACAGAAGUGUUUGAGGAAUCCGCAAACGAUGAAGAUAAAAAUUCAUAUCAUGAGGAAGAAAGUUCACAUGAUGGAGAAGAAAGCAACAAUCAGGAUUAUGAAAACCAAAUGGGUCAUUUGAAAUGCAAAUUAUGCGGGAAACGAUUUCAGAGCAAAGAAAAAGUAAAAAUACACAUGUCAUCACAUACAGGAAAUAAACAACAUAGCUGUCAACUUUGUGAUCAAAAGUAUACGACACAGCAUCAUCUUUAUUCACAUAUUGUAUCAGUACAUCCGGCGGAAGCUGAAGAUUUGGCACGAUAUUCGUGUGAUGUGUGUGGAAAGAAAUUUUAUAGUAAAUCCAAAUUAUUAAUUCAUUCCAAAUCCCACCUCGAACUUCUGCCAUAUCAAUGCAAAAUCUGUCCUAAACGAUUUUUGGUACGUAGUACACUAAAGACACAUACCAAGCAACAUACUGGUGAAGGAUUAUUUACAUGUGAAAUUUGUGAAAGAGCAUACACAACAAAUUGCGCACUUAAACGUCAUAUGAAUAAUCACACACGCGAGAUUGAGUAUAAGUGUGAGACUUGUAACAAAGUAUUUUAUGCGACUGGAGGUCUAAUAAAGCACAGAUUAACACAUUCUGAUGAUCGACCAUGGAAGUGUUCGUUCUGUGGUAAAAGAUUCAAGCAGAAUAGUGCAAUGCAUCACCAUAUGGAUUCCCAUAAACCGGAAGAGGAAAGAAAACCAAAAAGAAUCACAACGAAGGAUUUUAAAUGUGACAUAUGUAAUAAAACAUAUAGUUGUCUUUCUCAUUUGCUGAAGCACAUGCAAAUUCAUAACGGAGAAUAUUACACGUGUGAUGUUUGUGGAAAAGAUUUCAUUAAACAGUCGACCUUGGAUAUUCACAUGAGAGGUCACACGGGUGAAAUGACACACAAGUGUGAAGUUUGUGGACGUGGAUUUGGUUGCCAUGACUAUCUUAAACGUCAUAUGAGAAUACAUACCGGUGAGAAACCCUAUAGCUGUGACGUAUGCGGGGCUCGUUUUACUCAAUCAGCUGCCCGAAACAGACACAAAAGAAUACACACGGGUGAAAAACCAUUCAAAUGCGACAAAUGCGACAGUUGUUAUAGUGACAAGUAUUCCAUGCAAAAACACGCUCUUCUAAUUCACUCAGAAAAUCCUGAACUGAAAUAUAAAUGUGACAUUUGUACAAAAACAUUUACUUCUAGAUAUGGAUUAAACUGUCACUUAAAAUCAAUACACGAUGGAACGAAAGAUCAAAAAUGUGAAAUAUGUGGCAAAGCUUAUACCCUGAAAUCUCUUCUCCAGAAACACAUGAAGACUCACAACAAAUAAUGUAAAUCAAAAAGAUGAUUGUUUUAUGAUGUUAUUAUAAAUGGACAUACUAGUCUAAUUUGUUAAUGUAUAUCAUUUGUAAAUAUUUCUAUAUUUCUUACAUUUUCGAGAAUGAUCUUUGUAACGUAAAAUGCUGUGCAAAUAAGACAUGGAUCAUUUAAUUUCGGAGCAAAAAUGUCCUCGUUAUGAUUAGAGCAUUUCGUGGAUAGAAG
This is a messenger RNA of Mytilus californianus (California mussel), 1694 nucleotides long. Its product is annotated as zinc finger protein 501-like. The transcript has a single exon. Gene Ontology annotation, biological process: negative regulation of transcription by RNA polymerase II; regulation of immune system process; regulation of cytokine production. The coding region runs from base 1 to 1482 and encodes 493 amino acids. NCBI's taxonomy places the organism in Eukaryota, Metazoa, Mollusca, Bivalvia, Mytilida, Mytilidae. The record is from RefSeq and is a predicted model, not a curated record.